This is a messenger RNA of Xiphias gladius (swordfish), 6276 nucleotides long. RefSeq names its product large neutral amino acids transporter small subunit 4-like. The record is from RefSeq and is a predicted model, not a curated record. Gene Ontology annotation, molecular function: neutral L-amino acid transmembrane transporter activity; L-amino acid transmembrane transporter activity. Bases 171 to 1895 code for a protein of 574 amino acids. NCBI's taxonomy places the organism in Eukaryota, Metazoa, Chordata, Actinopteri, Istiophoriformes, Xiphiidae. The transcript is spliced from 15 exons. Gene Ontology annotation, biological process: transmembrane transport; neutral amino acid transport.
AUGAGAGAGACGCCCCACAAGUGAGUUGUCACCGCUGCCCCGCGUACUCGUCGUCGACGGACUUUUGAGGACGGAGCGGCGCCGUUGUCCCCGAAGCCGCGCACGCAGGCUCCAGCAGCCUCCUUCACCUCCAGUCAGGCCAGUGCACUGCUCCCUCCGACGCGGCUGCGAUGGCUCCCACCCUGGCAACAGCUUUCUCCCGCCGCUGGUGGAUGGCGGUGACGGCGGUCAUCGAGAACCUGCUCUUCUCUGCUGUGCUGCUCGGCUGGGGAUCCCUGCUCAUCAUGCUCAAAUCUGAGGGCUUCUACUCCUACUUGUGCAAAGGACCAAAAAACAGCUCGAGCCUCAACAUGUCCACCCCUGAGGAUAACAGCACAGCGGAAGAGUACCUGGAGAUGAACGGUUGGCCCAUCUGCAAGGACCAGGAUGAGAUGCUGAACCUGGCCUUCACAGUGGGCUCCUUCCUGCUGUCUGCCAUAACUCUGCCCAUGGGAAUUGUCAUGGACAAAUAUGGACCACGGAAGCUGAGACUUCUGGGCAGUGCCUGCUUUGCUUUUUCCUGCCUGCUCAUUGCCUACGGAGCCAGUGAUCCCACCAAUCUGUCCAUAUUGAUCUUCUUUGCUUUGGCGUUGAAUGGCUUUGGAGGCAUGUGCAUGACCUUCACUUCUCUGACGCUCCCCAACAUGUUUGGAGACCUGAGGUCGACCUUCAUCGCCCUGAUGAUUGGAUCCUACGCCUCCUCUGCUGUCACCUUCCCCGGCAUUAAGGUUAUCUAUGAUCUGGGUGCCACCUUCAUCUCCAUCCUGCUGGUUUGGGCCGGCUGUGCCUGCCUCGUUUUCCUCAACUGCUUUGUCAACUGGCCUCUGGAGCCCUUCCCCGGCCCAGAGGACAUGGAUUUCACUGUGAAGAUCAAGUUCAGCUGGCUGGGCUUUGACCACAAGAUCACAGGGAAGCAGUUUUACCGGCAGGUGACGACCGUUGGGCGCCGCCUCAGUGUUGGCAACUCCAUCAAGCAACAGCACCAGCUACCCAAAGACCUGGCCACGCAGGAGGCCAACAAGCUGUGCCUGUCCACCGUCGACCUGGAGGUGAAGUGCAAGGCUCAGGAGGAGACUCAGUCCUUCAUGAAAAGUAUCUUCAGUCCCAUCUUCUUACUGAGCCUCAUCACCAUGUGUGUGACCCAGCUGCGCCUCAUCUUCUACAUGGGAGCCAUGAACACUAUCUUGGAGUCCCUGACAGAGGGGGACCUAAGCACAGUGGAGAGGAUGCAAGUGGUGAGUGUUUACACGUCCAUCUUUGGCGUGCUCCAGCUUUUGUGUCUGAUCACCUCUCCUGUGAUUGGCUACGUAAUGGACUGGAGACUCAAAGAUUGUGAGGACGACAGUGACAAGAGUGCCAAGAGGGAGCCUGGUCAGCCCCGGCGCCCCGACAAGCAGAUCCAGAAGAUCGUCAACGCCACAAGAGCCUUCAUUUUCACCAACCUGCUCCUGGUUGGCUUUGGAGUCACCUGCAUCAUCCCCAACCUGCCCCUUCAGAUUCUCUCCUUUAUCUUGCACACGAUUGUCAGAGGCUUCAUCCACUCGGCAGUCGGAGGCCUCUAUGCUGCUGUGUACCCAUCCUCUCAGUUUGGCAGCCUGACGGGCAUGCAGUCUCUGAUCAGCGCUCUGUUCGCCCUGCUCCAGCAGCCUCUCUUCAUGGCCAUGGUGGGACCCCUUGAAGGAGACCCUCUAUGGGUGAACGUGGUCCUGUUGGCGCUAAGCAUGCUGGGAUUCUGCCUGCCCUUGUACCUGCUCUGCCACAGCCGUCACCUCCAGCGCCUCAGAGACGAGCGCGACGAGGAUCCCAAGAUCUACGUUAAGAUCAACAAUGGUAGCAAGCCCGAGGCCUUCGUCUAGACCGGGAGAGAGAACGGAGAGAAAAAAGAAAAGAGAAGGACAGAGAGAAGAAGAGACGGAGGGGAGAGUGGUGGAGGCCAUUUACCCGUGUGACAUUUGUGAUAAAUAUAUUCACUCUGUCCUCCAGCACGUCUCCCAGUUCGUCUGACGACUCACAGAUCCCUUACAUUUCCCAUACACACACACUUUCGCACACUCUUUCAAUAAUACUGCCAUAUUGCCAUUUGGCCAGACGUGACUGCACACCAAUGUGACACCCGUUCUCACCCUCCCUCAUCUGUUGGGCAUACAAUGCGAGAAAACCCUCCAGCCCCAGGCAGAUGUGUGUGGAAGGGGCCCGCCACACCCUUCACUAUCCCUUCGACUGCAUCUCUGAAAUGAGGAGAAAUUGACUAAUGGGAGAAAUAAGAAGCCACUGGGGCCUUUUUAUUUUUGACUCUUCUUCUUCACUCUUGUCAUUUUUGUUUCACACCGUUACACGUAGUCGACUGGUUUGGCCUCCACCAGUCCUACUGAAAAACCAUAGAAGAAGAAGAUGCCAGCCAUUGGAAAGCGAGGAGACUUUGGAGGAGACAAAUUCACAGUGACAGUAUUGUGCUUUUAAGACACCCAACUUAACCACCCAACAAAAACUGGUGCAUUGUGAACUUGUUGUAACCAUGGAGUUACCAUAACGACCUUUGCUCUCUGAUUGGUCCAGGUUUGUCUCUAAACAGUCAUCUCUCUUAGACGGCACGCGCCAGUGUUCAGUGGGGCUGCUUGGUUUCUGUUUUAUUCGUCAGGACUUAAACAUCUUCUGGGAGACAAAAAAAAGUACAUAUACACACACCCACGCACACACACACAGGGACACAGACACACACACACACGUGGCACCUUCAGUCAUGACAUCUCUGUUUCCUCCUGUGCUCGAGAGCAUUUACUGAGUAAGAAUCCUCAGACAGCAGUAUUGGUAGCAGUUCAGAUUGAAACACAUAGUAUGAUAGCAUAUGACGCACAGAUACGUUAGAAAGAAAACACUGCAGCACCUCUGCGUGUGUGUUACAUAAUGCAGUGUGAGAAGCUGGUUUCUGAUGUUAGGUAAACUGCACCGCAUGAUGCCAGGCAUGACAGUGCUGGUCCUAUGCUACAGUGUCAUUCAGUCACUAGUGCAGGAAGACACUUAACUUGCCAUGUCGGUCUAGUUUUUGUUUUCUGAGUCAUGAAUUCCUAAUGUAUGUUCGGAAAAAAUGUAACUGUUUGUUGUUUUCUCUCAAAUGUAUUUAUUGCAAUAUGAUCGCAGACGUGCUGUUAAAUCUUUUUCCCUAUACAUGAUCUGGAGAUGUGGAGGAGGCGACGUGUUUAGAGUAGGUAGAUGGGACAAAGAUAUUAUAUAUAAUGUGUUUUUAAAGGUUGGAGUGGCGUAGAGGUGGAGCCCCACUUGUUCUACUUGCUACACACACGUGAAUUUGGAGUUUUGAUACGUUGUAGCAAUAAGUGCUUCUGUGGGGUGCUGGGCAACACGUUGACACACAGUCACACACAGACGGGCAAAUAUGUGUACGUUUAACGGCCUGUAUUGCUAAAUCACAAAGGGUGCUAGUUCAUUACAGAAAUGUGUUUUGUGUGUUUUGCUUUAAGAGGCAGUUGAAGUCAUUUUACCACAAAGGCAACAAAUCGCCAUCAAUUUACUAACAAUACCUGCUCCUUCAGUGGAUUUCCAAAGAACCAAUCAAGUUACCAUUUCAAAGGACUACUUUGCUCUUUGUUUCUUAUCAGCGUUGUGGUCCUUCUGCACCAUAACACAAAGUGCAACCACAGCAGCAGCUCUGGGAAACUUGAUUUCACCUCUUACAGACAUAAAGGGACAUUAGGUUGAAGGUAGCAGGCUGAUAAAGACACGUUCCCCCAGCUUCGGAGUAAAGCAGAGCAUGAUGAGUCAACACAGACGAUAAAGAGUCUCCAUCUUUGAAAGAAAAGCUCUGAGCAGAACCAAGGAGGGUGUAGAGAAUGAUACAGGGAGAUAAUAUUUGCAAUUUCAGUCCGCCAUCUUCAAAUGCCAUAGAGUGAAGCUCCUCAGAUAUUUUCUGCCCGGCAGUAACUCACAGAGGCCCUUCCAAAGACAGCCAUGACCCUCAGAGUGCCUCUCUGUGUGUACAGAGGAUGGGAGGAGUUGAUUCAGGCAGGAUGUGGCACACCGAGUCCCUCUCUUCCUCCAUCUCUCUGUUUACCUAUUGCUCUCAUCCGCCCAUCAUUCCGCAAACAGGUCAUGAGAUGUUUGCCGACGACAGAGCUGAGAGACAAGCCUCUGCUGCCAUCAGAGGCCCCCACUGAAUGACUAAGUGUGAAAUGAAUGGCACAUGAUGCACUUUAGACCUCUCAAAUGGACCUCAGUUGUGUAUUUCUGAAUGGCUUGCCCCCACUGUAGCGUACACACAGUGCAUGGUUGCAUGAUGCAAAGAAUGUAUACGCGGAACUUCAGAGGUAGAUUCGUAAUUCAGGACAUGGGAAUGGAAAGAUGCUGUUAUUUUUUUAUACUCCGAAAAAAAAAAAAACGUUUCUUCGCAUGUUCAUUAUAUUGCCUUUAUGUGCACGGACAGCGUGGCAGAGUCUUGUCUCUCAGUUCAGGAAUUUUGACAAGCGUGGCCAUAGCAAUCAGAACUGUAGGCCCAUUCAUCCUUACUAAACUGCACGGGUUUGUUAUCUGUAAAGGAUCAGAGAGAAUUGUGUGGAGUAAAAUUGGUGCAGAAAUGAUUCAACUUUGUUGAAGUUACAUCACAGAGGUGAAGGAACUUCCGCAAAGUGGGAAAAAUGUACAUUAGUCAUAAAACUAAAUUUGGAAUUAGUACAUUUCUGUGCAUGUCAAAUUGAAUGUUGUUUCCGUGCGUAAGAAAAAUGAAGUCAUGCAGAAGGAAGUAAUGAAUCCCCAGCACAAUGUCAGUACUACAUUUAUUAAAAAACGUUACUUUUUGGUCAUAGAGGUCUGUCAGACAUCAAAUUCCUGUCCAAGGUCUAUGACAUAAACAUACACAGAUAGUGUGUAGGAAGCAACUGCAUUCUUCUGUAUUUCUGUAUUUUUCUUUAUUUCUUUUGCGUUUCUUUAUCCAGAAAAUUCACAUUGUUGCACCGCUUAAGUACAAAACUCUUGUUACAGGAGCAGAUCUUAAUGCGUCCAUCCCAUCUUCCACCACGUUCUCCCCCCGGGCCUGGGGCGUGGUGGCAGCAGGUUCAGUAAGACAGCUCCUCCUCUCCUAGAACAGAUAUGAACCUUUUUUGUUUGUCAGUCUUGAUUUGUACAUCGCAGAUACAAACCCACACAGAGACACUAAUCAUUCUUGUACUGCCACUGGCACAAGGUCUGUGUUGUGUCAUCACUAAGCACCAGUUUUGUACUUGAGAGAUACAACAAUCUGAGUUUUUACAUAAAAGUGUACAAAUUUGAAUUUAUUCGCCGUGCACAAGUCCUCAAUUACAAGUUUACAAUUUUUGUUUUCACCUCAUGAAACCUUAUGUACAUUUUGUCAUUCCAGUAAAACACAUAUCAGUGAUCAUGGCACUAAUUUAACUCCAUAGAGGGCAUCUCGUCGUGUGCUGGUGUGUCCUGUAAUUUAAAUGAGUGCGUCUCAACAUGCUGUUACGACGCGAGAUGACGGGCGGGUACAGAUAUACUCUGAUGCAGUACUUAACUAUGAAUGUGAGUGAUGAUGGACGUUGAUCCUCGAAUUUGCUCGAUAACCCCUCCUGAACUCACACCGCGGCGAAACAUGAAAUUAGCUCAUGUGCAGACUGUUUGUCUUAAAUGUCUGUACAUUGAAAUCACAUGCAAGUUUGUGAUUAUUAAGCCUGGGUGAAUGAGUGAUGAGUUAUCAAGUGAAAUCUUCAUUCCCUCAAAACGGGAAACUAAUCAGCACUUUCCUUCACUGCCGUACCUUAAAAGUCUCCCCCUGUCCUCAGUGCCAUCACCUUCCCGGUCUAAUGCCAACUUCCUAGGAUAAGCAUUCUGCAUUACCGUAGUUUGGUUCAUUGAUUGACGUACUGAUGAAUUGUUUAUUCUCUGAAGAUGAAUCCUAGCAUCGGCAUUUGCUUGCGGGUGUUUUUAUGGCUAUGUGUGAUGAUAGCAAAUGGGGAUUUUAGCUUUGUUUCUCUCUCCCCUGGCAUGUACGUUUUGUAUUUUUGCUACCUACCAUGUUUCGGUUUAGUUUUGUUGUUUUUACAUUCUAUUUUUUUCUCUGAUGUUUACGAGAAUGUGUAUUUUCCCGGUCUUAUAUUGUAUAUCUCGUCUUCUUUUGUCUUGUACCACAGUAUAGCCAUUGUCACUGACAUUUCAAGUCAUGUUGUCUCAACUGAGAGAAAAAAAAAAGACAGAUCAAUAUAAGGAGAAAAAUAAAAACCAUAAUUUGUA